AUGAGGCCUCCUAUCGUGUUCAUCUCGUUCCUCGCGGGCCUAACAACCGCUGCUCUUGUCCCUCCUCGUCUGCACCCCAAAUCCACCUCCGGCUUCUCUGUCCCCGUGAGCAAGACCCAGAGCUCCAAACGGGACUUUGUCCGGGACUGGGCUGCAGCGAGACAGAAAUGGGGCAAAGGCAUCCCUAACGAUGUGUUGUCCGCGUUUUCACUCCUUGACGACGAUGGCCUCGUGGAUGUCCAGCCUCUGGGCAGCGAUGACAUCUACAUUGCUGAUGUCCAGAUUGGCAACCCGCCGCAGACUCUGAAGAUCGCCAUCGACACGGGCUCGGCCGAUAUGUGGUAUAAGCCCGACGCAUCCAACACCUCUCGCCGCAUGGAUGACGCCGAGUGGGCCGUUGAAUACAUGGACGGAACCCACGCCAACGGUAUCGUCUACCUCGACACGGUCCGCUUGGGAGGCUUCGAGCUCACCGAUACCGCCGUCCAGUCGGCUCAGAUCAUUGCCUCACGUUUUGAGCGGGAGAUAGAACUCUCUGGCAUCAUGGGCUUCGCCAAGAGCCUCCCAAGCAAUAUCGAACCGCCGACCCCAUCCCUGCUCGACAAGCUCCGCCCUCACCUUGAAACUCCUGUCUUCUCCGUCGACUUGCGCCGCAACGCCACGGGGACCUUUGACUUCGGCCACAUCGACACCUCUCGCGCCAGCGAUAACAUCACCUGGCUCGAUGCCAACCCAGCCAGCCCUCACUGGGACGUCACCUUCGACUUGACUGCCUGGGACGGCUCGCACCGUGUCUGGUGGGCUCACUCCUUCGAGGCCACCAUCGACACAGGCACCACGCUGCUGUUCCUGCCGGCAUCACUCGCCGGCAUGUAUUGGUUCGACGUCCCGGGCAUGCGAGUCGACCCUCGCCUCAACAACGCUUUCACUUUCCCGUGCCAUCUAGCCGACGGCCUCCCGGAUCUCAUGUUCAAGCUGCCCGGCGAGGCGGAGCACGUGCUGACCAUUCCGGGCUCGUACCUCAACUACGGUCCCAUCGACGACGACCCGGAGUACUGCUGGGGCGGCAUGCAAAGUGCCGAGGACCUCGAGGUAACCAUAUUCGGCGAUGUGAUGCUCAAGGCGUUGUUUGUUGUGUUUGAUCUCGAGAAUAACCGCGUUGGGUUUGCCAACAAGCAUCUCGAUGAUGAAUAAAUGGCAUGUUGUGUAUGAUCUGACUGGAGACCUGGAAGGAUGUGAGACGGUCGAAUAAUCUUUGCAACGCUGUGUGUAAAGGGACUGCCAUGUUAAUCGGGGCCAUCAAGAGAGAUGUCGUUAGUGCUAGGUAGUUAGCCGUCACUGCUAGGUUAGCAAGGAGCAAAAGGUCUUAUCAAC
This is a messenger RNA of Ilyonectria robusta, 1374 nucleotides long. RefSeq names its product aspartic peptidase domain-containing protein. The transcript has 4 exons. Lineage: Eukaryota; Fungi; Ascomycota; Sordariomycetes; Hypocreales; Nectriaceae. Gene Ontology annotation, biological process: proteolysis. The record is from RefSeq and is a predicted model, not a curated record. Bases 1 to 1194 code for a protein of 397 amino acids. Gene Ontology annotation, molecular function: aspartic-type endopeptidase activity.